UAAAAGGCGAAAGAAAACACGUAUUCGGCUCUCUUUUUCUCUCUCCUUCUUUUGCUUUUAUUUCUUUCUUCACCUGUAACGUGGAAAAAGAGGGUCGUGCUUCAGAAACCUCAGAUUUUAUCAGAAAUCUCUCUCUCUCUCUCUCUCUAACCCAACGAGCCCCCCACACCGUUUCUUUCUUUCGCUCUGGCACAAGUUCUAUGUUUGAGCCUUCAACCCAAGGAAUCAGCUUUUUCUUUCUUGAAGAUUUGUAUAUAUCAUUCCAGUAUCGUGUUGCGAUAUGAUACUGAUGUAGUAUUCGGAAAAAUUUCUAGCUUGUUUGGAAGCUGUGCUCUCUAAUGGCUGAAUCAGCAAAGGUUCGUUUGGUUCGUUGCCCCAAAUGCGAAAAUCUUCUUCCGGAGGUCGCAGAUUACUCUGUUUACCAGUGUGGUGGUUGUGAUGCUGUUCUUCAAGCUGGAAAUAUGAAUUUUGAGGCAGAUAGUUCAUCGCAGAAAUCUGAUGAAGAACGGGUUCAAGGGGUUUCUGAAAAAUUUGCAGAGAAAUCAGAAAAUUUCAACUUCCCGGAGAAAGGGUUGAACUUGAGUGAUGGGUCUGAGAAUGAUGUUAAAUCCAACAGCAGCUCUUCCAGACGAACUGGUAAGAUUGAGGUUUUGAAAAAUUUGGGUAACAGCCAAAGGAAUGCUUCAUCAUCCAUCCAAGAUGAUAAGUGGGUUGUUGAUAGUGAUCUUCAAAUGAAUGAGAGUUUAUACGAAUCCGGCCGAGCAGAGAUGGGAGAGCAAUUUGAGGAGUUGAAACCCCCAAAUGGGUCUGGAAGAGCAAAUCGGGUUGCCGAUUGGAGAGGGGGUGGGGAGAGAGUAGAGCUUGAGAGGUUUUGGAGGAACCCUAGAAGGAAUGUUCAAGAUGUGAGAUAUUCAACUUCGAGAUAUUCAGAAGAGGGUCCUUCAAAUUAUCAUUUGAGGCCCCCCAGUUAUGGUUAUGAGGAACCAUUAAAGAAUCAGAACUUGCCUGAUGAGUCUAAUAAGGUUGAGUACUUUGAACAAGAUCGGGCUGAGCUUUUGAGGAAGUUGGAUGAGCUGAAAGAUCAACUUAGCAGAUCUUGCGAUGUUAAUGACAAUCCUAAAGAGAAGUUUCCCCCUGAUCGGAGGGUGGCUCACCAGGAAGAGGCUUAUGGUGGUCACGAGUCUUGGUUUCCUGAUGGCUCGUGGGGAUCAAAUAGGCCUCCUCCUAGUCAAUAUCCCAUGCCCGAUGCAUUUGUUGGAAGACAUCCUUAUGUAAACCGUUAUCCUGAGCCGCCUUAUAUGAACAGGCAUGAGAUGGAUAUGUAUGGUUUUUAUCCUCCCAUGCACGCUCCAAAUGAUAUUCAAAGAUUUGGGGAUCCUUUAAGGUCUCAAAUGCUUAAAAGAGCUCCAUACCAAGCACCCGCCCCCCUACAACAGCAGCCGUCUCAUCCUUAUUAUUCUGGACAGUAUAUAGAUGGUAAUAUAGAUCCAUUUGAACUGUACCCACCAAAUAUGAACCUUCACCAUACUUCUUGCUCCUGUUUUCAUUGCUACAACAAGCAUCCGCAAGUUCCAGCUCCAGUCCCACCUGCUGCUAGCCACAGUAAAAUGUUUCCUGGUGUCCCAAACGAUCUGAUGCUGUACCGUCAUGAGAUCCCGGGCCCAUUUGGCACACGAGAUUAUCCUCACAAGAUUUCUAAUCCUCCUCCAUUGAACUCCCACAACCCACAAUCUCACACAGGAUGGCCUAGUGACCUUAACUCUGAAGUUGGUGGUGGUUUUGUCCGCCACCGUCCUCCAAGGGUGAUACUAGCCGCAGGGGGACGGCAUUGCCGCCCCAUAGCUGGUGCUUCCCCAUUCGUUACCUGCUACAAUUGUUUUGAAUUGCUGCAACUGCCUAAGAAAAUUAUGCUUUUGGACAAAAACCAAAAGAAAGUGCAAUGUGGAGCAUGCUCUACAGUCAUCCCUUUUGCAGUUGUCAACAAGAAGCUUGUUGUUUCUCUUCAUACAGAGACAACGAACCCUCCUAAGAUGGUUGAUGAUAGGCUUAAUGUGGGAGGGAGAGAUGGUGCUUCGCAUUCCCGUAUGCAUGCAAAUCAGGCUAGCAUGAAUUUUUCCUCUGAUGAUUAUGAUAAUUCAGGUUAUGAUUUUCAGUCUAUGGACAGAGAAGCAAUUUCUUCGUCAACAGGUCCGGGAUUCUAUUCAGGCAAGUCUGCAGAGAUGAGAAGUCUUCACUCGACAUCUCCCUAUUCUUCUGAGGAUGAGGAUAACCUUGACAGUUUGAAUGCCCAUAGAGGAGAAUCCAACUCUGCCGAGCUGGCAGAGAAAGCCAAUCUAUCUCCACCUCCUGCUGGUUCACCUCUUCAAGAUCACUUUGAUUAUUCUAGUAAGUGUAAUAAUCGAGUGGAUCGAUUUGGUAAGGGGAGCCAAAGUGGACGUUCAGAGCGGGACAAGGGGGAGCUGAAGAGGGCUACCUCACGGCAAAAUUCUAUGAAAGAUGCAUCGUUGGCAACUGAGAUGGAGGUGUCAUUUAAUGAGUUUUCCAAUACUGGGACAUCCCAAGAAUCAGGGGAUGCAAGCAGAGAAGAACUUCAACCAAGAGUCAACAAAGGGGGCCAAUCUUUCUUUGCUGGCAUUAUCAAGAAGAGCUUCAGGGACUUUUCUAGGUCUAAUCAGGCUUUUGAUCCAAGCUCUGCUCAUGUCACAAUCAAUGGUCAUCCCAUACCAGAUCGUUUUCUAAAGAAGGCUGAAAAGCUAUCUGGACCAAUCCAACCAGGAAACUUCUGGUAUGACUUCCGAGCUGGUUUCUGGGGUGUGAUGGGUGGGCAUUGUCUCGGCAUAGUUCCUCCAUUUAUUGAAGAAUUCAAUUACCCCAUGCCGGAGAAUUGUGCUGGUGGAAAUACUGGUAUCUUUGUGAAUGGAAGAGAGCUUCACCAAAAAGAUCUAAACCUGCUUAGCAGUAGAGGGCUCCCUACUAUCAGGGGUAGAUCAUACAUAAUUGAGAUUUCUGGGAGAGUCCUAGAUGAGGACACAGGUGAAGAGCUAGAUGGCCUUGGCAAACUUGCACCAACGGUUCAAAAGGUAAAACGUGGAUUUGGCAUGAAAGUUCCAAGAGCAGCUGCCCAAGCAGAAUAGGGGCUACAACCGCUGCAGCUAAUCCACAAACGAUCUUGAAGCUAAUGCUAUAUUAGAGUUGAAUUAUACUCUUUUUUGAUGAAAUUUUUGGAAGGAACCGAUUGAUUAUUUCGGUGCAUUGUUGAGAAUGAACGAGAAGAAAUUAGGUUGUUGAUAUGUUAGUAAUGUCUCAGAACCUUCUCUGUAUGAUGGAAGGAAUUUUAUGUUUUGAUUGAUUGGCUUGAUUUGUUAAAAUGCAAUGUUAACAAGUUGUUUGUGGGUAUUCUUCUGCACUUGUAUAUGUGAAACAUGUAAUUUUUA
This is a messenger RNA of Diospyros lotus (date-plum), 3434 nucleotides long. Its product is annotated as protein ENHANCED DISEASE RESISTANCE 4. Bases 339 to 3134 code for a protein of 931 amino acids. Gene Ontology annotation, biological process: regulation of defense response to fungus. Lineage: Eukaryota; Viridiplantae; Streptophyta; Magnoliopsida; Ericales; Ebenaceae. The record is from RefSeq and is a predicted model, not a curated record. The transcript is spliced from 5 exons.